Molecule: messenger RNA, 6592 nt
Organism: Aedes albopictus (Asian tiger mosquito)
Lineage: Eukaryota; Metazoa; Arthropoda; Insecta; Diptera; Culicidae
Gene: ear
Product: protein AF-9
Exons: 3
Coding region: 525-3095 (856 amino acids)
Biological process (GO): positive regulation of DNA-templated transcription
Cellular component (GO): transcription elongation factor complex
Molecular function (GO): chromatin binding
Source: RefSeq, a predicted model, not a curated record
UCAAUAAUAGCAAUAAACAACAGAUCGUAUUUCAAACAGAGAACACUGAAUCUUCCAAAAGUAGAUCUGCAUAUCGUAUAUACAUAAUUACAGUGGGUCGUAUAAAUAAGUUUAGGAAUCACUUAAAACGCAUCUUGCGCUAGGCGCUAUGCACUGUCCGUGAUACGGGUACGCAAAGUAGAGAAGGUGCAGUGCAGUGUACGCGAGAAAAAAUAGUAGAGUAGAAGAAGGCAAUACAACAACAGUAUUGUCAAAGUAAAGAAAAGGCAACUCGUGAUGCUCCCCAGCGAAGCAAAACAGACAGUGAAAACAUUAGCUAUAAGGCGUUCACGUAUGCAGCAGCAGCAGCGUUUGCAUUCCGCUGUUUUGGAAGUUGGCUGGUCUUAUAGACGCAGCGGCGAUAAUAUCCGGUCAUCGACAUACUUUCCAAGUCAGCAUUUGUUGUGAGCACCUCCCAUCCUCCCACAGCCAGCAGCUAGCAGCAGAUUCAACAUCCGACUACAGCAAGCGCUAGUUUUCACAAAAUGUCCAUAAAAGUGAGCUUUGAAAUUGGCCACGAGGCAUCACUAAGGGCACGUACCACUCCGGAGGGCUACACUCACGACUGGGAACUGUUUGUACGGGGUCACGACGGAAAUGACAUUAGUCACUAUGUGGACAAAGUUGUAUUCACCCUGCACGAUUCUUUCCCGAAACCCAGGAGGGUACUUAAGGAACCUCCUUAUGUGGUGAAAGAGCAGGGCUACGCCGGGUUUAUUCUCCCGAUUGAAAUCUAUUUCAAGAACAAGAGCGAUGAGCCGAAGAAAAAGGCAUUUUCAUACGAUCUGGAUUUGACGUCUUACAAAGUACAGCGAGAAGAGUGUAUUAUUGCGAACCCGUCGGAUGACUUCAAGAGAAAGCUCUUGAAAGGCGGAGGUACGCUACUCAACAGCGGAAUGGCAUCUUCAGCGUCCUCGGGAGAAUACAAACGGCACAGUGGAAGCGGAGGAAGCGGUGAAAAAACCGGUUCAUCCCAAGAUAAAAAGUACAAGAAGAGCUCCGGAGACGAUUCAAAGGUACAAAGCACAUUCGCGACUCUAUUUGGACCGCCAAUAACUAAAGGGAACAGCAAGGUAUCGCCCGAUCCUGCUAAGCAAAGCUCAUCCUCGUCAAGUAAAACGUCACCUAGUGGAGGGGGAGGAGGUAGCAGUGGAAGUAGUAAAACCCAACAAUCGAGCUCGAAAGGUGAUCGUUCCAGUUCGAGUUCUUCGAAAGACAAGGAGAAGAGCGAAAAAGAUAAGACCUCCAAACAUAAGCACUCAAGUCCUAAUAAGGAAAAAGAAUCGAAAAAGUCCUCAAGCAGCGAGGAUAAACACAGUAAGGAAAAGAAAGAUAAAAGCCAUUCCAAAGAACGAGACAAAACAAAGGACAAAAGCUCAAGUUCGUCUUCAUCGUUCUCGAAGCGGCCGCCCAGUCCGAAGCGGAACAGUACGGCGGCGAUUCCUGCUCCGACGAUGACCAAUAGUCCUGUGACAAAAAGGCAUCCUUCGCCUUCUGUUCCACCUACAGCAGCGGUGCCUCCGGUAUCCAGCGGUAGCACGAAAUCUGAAGAAAAAUCUUCUAGUAAGCACAGUGGUGAAAAAGAAAGGAAGAGGGAAAAGAAAGACAAGAAAACCUACGACAAAGAUAAAGAGCGUAGUGAAAAGAAAGAUCGAGAACAAAAGAAAGACAAAGAACACGAAAAGAGCAACACUUCUACUUCCGAUAAACCGAAAUCGGAUAUAAUCAAACCAAGCAAACUGGAUGCUGCAAAACUCGAGCAAAAAUUAUACUCCAAAGAGAAAAAAGUGGCUGAGGAGGUUCCCAAACCAGCACUUUUAGAGGUCCCUCAACUACAGCAAGCUGUAGUGCCGCCGCCAGCGCAAGAACCUACCAAGCGAAUUGACAAAACGGAUGCUAAAGAAAAGGAUAAAGAGGAACGGAAACACAAACACAAGAAGAAAGACAAAUCCAAAGACAAGGAAAAGGAACGAUCUUCUAGCAGUAAAGAUAAGAAGGAAAAGAAAGACAAAGAUAAAUCGUCCAGUAGUAAGACAAAUUUUCCCACCCCUCCCACUCGGGAACCGGAGCCAGCCGUUUCACCUAUAAAACCAGCAAAAUUACCAGAUCCAACCAAAUCUCUUCCACAAGAACGAGAACCUCAACCGCAGCCUCCUCCCAAGACUAACCCUUUGAGUUCUCUAGUAGAAGAGCUUAGUGCUGAAAACAGCAGUGACUCCGAAGCAGAUAGCCCUCCUUCCAUAAUACAAGAUAAAGAUUCGGAAAACUCAAACAGCAGUAUAGCGGACUUACUAGCAGCUAGACCGCCUUCAGCAGCAUCUUCCAGCGCUUCCUCCAGUAUCACAAAACCACUGGAGCCGAGGCAUGUUCCCGAACCACCUCCUCCGGUUGUGGAGCCAUCAAAGCCCGAGAAAAGUCACCAUAAGAGUAAAAAGGAGAAGGCGAAAAACGCCUCGACCGAAGGCAAGGAGGAAACUAAAAAGCGAAAACGGAAAAAUAAGGAUGCAGAGGGAGAAAAAGAGAAAGACAAAAAAUCUUCUGCAUCGUCCGCGGCUGUUAUCCGAAGAAGUCCUUCACCUCCUACGCCACCGCCUACACUAAUGGAGCCACCAGUAAAAAUCCCCAAAAGGGACGAUGCAUUUUCCAAGCGUGAGGAAUCACCUGCAGCGAACAACAAUAACCACUCGAAAAUGCUUCCACCAGAAGACACCAUUGGCACAACCUCCUCCUACUUCAACAACAACAACGCUUCUGCUGUCCCGAUGGUUAACCCGGCGCAGCUUCCGCCACCGACAUCCUCUCAGCCGAACAUCAACAGUUCCAGUGCCACCACGAUGACCAGCUUGUCCGGCGAUUAUAUGUCGGAGCUGAAAGAUUUGCAGCACAAAAUCAUGACCCUGCAGGACAACAACGAACUGCAGCGGGUCGUGGAGAUGAUCGCCGCCACCGGGUGUUACGAGAUUACCAGUGCAACCUUUGAUUUCGACCUGUGUGCUCUCGACCGGCACACCGUUCAACGAUUGCAGGAUUUCUUCGCCAUGUCCUGUUCAUCUUGACAGUAAGUUCCUUAUCUCCGCUCUCGUUGUAGCAAACCAUACCUAAUUUUAGUACGGAUUUUACUACGUUAGAACCAACACCUCUCAAACUGGAGAUAUCCUUCCGUUUUGUCAUGUUUUCUGUAAGCUAUUGUACUUUAAUUUAUAGUUUUAUUUAUUUCCGAUACCGUACACCGGAUCUGUUAAAAGUUUUAGAGUCAAUGACUUGCGUCUGUCAUGCUUGUCGUUCCAAACAAGAAUGAGUAAAUAUCUACUCAUUUCGGGAACAUAGCAGAUUAAACUGAAAAUUGUACAAAAUAAUAAAAAUCGAUCAUACAAAACCAACAUCGCCCGUGCAGUACUCACUCUCACUCUACACGGUGGUUGCGUCUACGUCAAGAAGUUUUGUCUUUCGAAAGGGUUUUUUGUUUGUUUGUAGAUUAUUACACGGUCGUUGAUCUCACAAUGAAGAUUGUGCGUUUAUCGCUGUAAACGUGAAAAAUGGAUUCCCUGAUGUAAAUCUACAGCAAGAAAAUAUGUAUGGGAACCCAACAGGACACAGGUGGCAUUAUUAGGUAAUAAGUAAAUGUGUAAAUGCUGUCAUUUAAUCAUUACAAAACGAAACGAAGGCGGUGGAUGGAAUGGUUAAAUGGAUUGUCAAACUCCUCUCUCGGCGAAUGCUCACUCUUAAUCAACUAGGAAGUGCCUGACAGGGAAGGUUAUCCGCAAAAUAUGAAAAUUAAGAACUUAUUUGAGAUCCGGUGAAGUUUCCAAAUUUAUGGAAUAUAAGCUCGUUGCAAUAGCAGCGACUGUCUUUUCAAGCUUUUAAUAUUUCAUCAGUUCACGAAUUGGUCCACCAUUUCAAAGGUAAUUUGUUUACUACUUCUGAGGUACAAAUCUGCGAUUUAGGGAUAUCUUGCAGCUUCUUCAUAGUGCAGAUGAGUGCUACCGCCCGUGUAUGCAACUCUUUCAAAUUUACAGCCGGCAAUGUCCAUACUAGUAAUCCUACAUUAUAGAGAUCUGCGGAGGCGGCCAUUGUGAGCCAAUCGUGCAGAGAGAACUGUCAAAGUGUGAGCCAAAUUAACAUGCUUAUCGUUCGUAGGAAGGCAUCGUUUGAACGGUAUUGCAAUUGGAACUAAAUAAAUUAAAAUUAUUUAUUUUUAAUAUCGAGAUAUUGACGGCAUAUGUAUGUUUAGUAAAAAGAUAAUAAUAUAUUAAUUCUGCUUUCAAAAACUCAUGCUUAUGACGACACUUUUGUUGCUGAACUUGUCGAAAAAACUUCCAUUGCUGCUUCUUGCUUCACUUCUGCCGAUAUGAUUAGCGUAACACUUUUGCAAUGAAUUUCAUAUUUCUUCGAUUGCUCCGCUUUUUCAACAAAAUUUUGAAAAAAAAAAUCUACCAUAAUAAGAAAAUGUAAACAAAACAACUUGAACCACAACGAAGUCACGCACAAAGUUUGAACAUCUAGCUUUGUAGCAAGUGUUGGCAGCUUUUGUAAACAAAACAAACAGCGUUGCCAAAUCGACGUAUGUAACUUCCGCUCAUCUCUAUGUAGAGGAUUUCUACACGCUAACCCUCAGUUACCCAGAUUGAUGUCAAAGCGACCCAGAUUGAGCAAAACUGCAGUUACUCUAAUCUGAGUAAAGGCACCUUUACUCAAAUCUGGGUUACCGAUGUUGGUGAAAAAAUCUGGGUAACCGGUACCCAGCUCCUCCUGGACCUUGAUUUUGUUAAUUUAUUUCCAAAUUAGAUUUUUUAUAAAAAGCUCCCAACUCCCAUGUGCUGUUCACUUACCUGAUGCAGGAAAACAGUUCCCUGGAAGAAUUUCACUGUUUUCCCGUCAUUUAUCCUCAUAUUUUCGUGGAAACAUUCAUAAUUGCCAGCGUUUGCCUGACCGCUGCCAUAUUCUCAAGCCGAAAAGUGACAAAGUGCCGAUUACCCAGAUCUUUACCCAGAUUAAACCAAUCUGGGUUUUCGGGUUACCCGGAUUUUGACAACUGCUAACAACAUGAAAAUCCGGGUAGAAUCGACCCAUGCGAUGGGUAGUUUCAGGUUAGCGUGUAGUCCAUACUGUCUGCGAAGCGAACAAACUAAUCGUAUUCCGUGAAAGUCGUUAUCAGCGGCUUUCAUUUCAUCUGUCGCCGAAACUUGCUAGUGAGUAACCGCAAAUAAUGCCAGCUAAGUGCACUACGACCCCAUUUAUGUAGGUGAUAGAUAAUUAAAAAUAAUCUGAAAGACGGCAUUCAGAAAAGUGUUAGUUUGGAAGCUUUUCCUUUUUUGCCGAUUUUCUGGUAGUUUAGUAGCUUCUCCAGUUGCUAUUCUAUUUCUCUAAUUAUAUCAGCUGUGCUAUUCGCUUACCCACUUUAUUUGGGCUCAAAGUGCAGCUCGAUGCCAUGGUAAUCCAUCUUCCUUGUUGAUUUAGUUAUUGGAUGGUAGGCAAUCCUAAUCUUCUUAGUGUGACAGCUGAUUUGAAGUAAUCUUAGAAAAAGUUGGCCAAAGCUCAAAUUGCCAAACAAGAUACGAUGAAUCGUGUUCUAAAAACGACCAACACCACCACCGCAUUCGUUUCGUUUGGGUUCCUCUCUGGAAUCAAUAACAUUUCAUUACCCAACCACCCCUUAACGUACUUCAGUAUGUAAUGAUACAUUAUAACCCCAGAAUAACUGUUGUAACACUCAAAAACACAUUCAACAUCACAAGGAACAAAAAUAACGUAACAUGUAAAUAUACCUAAGUCACUAGUGUAGAAUAAGGCAGAGAGCAACUAGUGCUUGGUGCUGCUUGUAACAUUAUUCCCAGAUACCUACCUACAUUGAAUCACUGAAAAUAACCUACUGAAAACCAUUGUUGGAUUCUUUGAAUUUUUUGACGUUUAACACUAAUUUGCAACUCACUCACAAAUUGAUACCAUUGGGCACGUAAUAAGAGCAAGCACCCGAGUCAGCGCCAUGCAAUAUUUGUAUAUUUGUUGGUUACUAUAUUAUAUAUGGUAUAUUUAUAUUUAAUUGGUAAAGCGUUGUUACAUACCCGCAUUGAUCAAUAGUCUUAUUGACCGGACCGGAUUGAUUUGAAAAACACUGGAAGAAAAAAUAGUGUGCGCAACGUGUGUGUAAUUUGAAUGGCGUGUAAGUGUAUGGAACGACAGGUAAACAAAUAGAUCUUCUCUUGGUAUAAGUACUAGGAGACAGGAGCCGUGGAACUAGAUGAAAAAGAUUCGGCUGAUGUAUUUACAGAAAUAGUGGACAACAAGAAGAUACGUAUAGAUUGGUUUGUCGAAUUAUUUUGCAAACCACAAAAAUUCACGUGCAAGUCAAGCUGUAGUGUUUGUUAAGCAAAUUUACUGAUAGCUACCUACCACAAAAGUUUACGUCGUGCAUUAUCGGUUUGUCGUCCGUUUUCAUGAUGAAAAAGUACGCAUUCUCUAGCUGAGCUCAGUCAUACGUUCGUUUCUAAGCAUCUAGGCAUGAUUUCUCCAGGCAAAAGAAAACCAGAAAACCAAUAAAUUAAGCAAACAAUAA